GACUCUACUGCAGCUUCUCAUCUCUCCAUUAUCAUCAUGAAUGGACUCCAGUUCAACCAUUACAGUGUUGGUCCGCGAUGAUCAACCUCCAGAACUCCGAUACCGGACCCGCUUUCCCAUCGCCUCUGGAACCUGGCGUUAACCCAGGUGUCGGCCCUUUGUACCUGUGGGCCUGCCGCUGCCCUGGAGACCAUGGAAGAGGAAACGGGGGAAGAGAGCUGGCUUCUUCGUUCAGCUCCGAAAGAUCCUGAGAGGCGAAGCUCUUCCCGAUCGCUGCUCCGCGGCUGUGUUGUGGCGGAUCCAACAGAAACUCAACGGAGUUGGGCUGAUCUCGCUGCUAAAUGGUGCCCCUGAUGCAGGACGCUACCUAAAGGAGAAACCUUGACUGGCGAAAUGAGGAUUGUUCUGGUGGGAAAGACUGGAAACGGGAAAAGCGCCACUGGAAACACCAUCCUGGGUCGAUCAUGUUUUGAGUCCCUGUGCAGUCCCACGUCUCUGACUGUAGAUUGUGCUAAAGGCACAGGCGAGGUGGACAGACAACAGGUUGCUGUCAUUGACACUCCAGGCCUGUUUGACACCAGGUUUGGCUCAGAUAAAACAACCAAGGAUUUGAGUCAGUACAUCUCCUUUUCUUCUCCCGGACCCCACAUCUUCCUGGUGGUCAUCUCUCUGACCAGAUUCACUGAUGAGGAAAAGCAGACGGUGCAAAAGAUUCAAGAAAUCUUUGGACAUGCUGCAGACAAAUACAGCAUGGUUCUCUUCACUCAUGGGGACAACCUGGAAGACACCACUGUUGAAAGUUACUUGGCUCGCAGCACAGACCUACAGGAACUCGUGUCCAGAUGCAACGGUCAGUAUCACGUCUUCAACAACAAGCUGAAGGACAAGAAGCCUCAGGUCAUCGAGCUGCUGCAGAAGAUCAGAAACAUAGUUCAGAAGAAUGGAGGAAGCCACUACACCAACGAGAUGUUCCAGGAGGCUGAGAGGAAGAUCGAAGAGGAGAAACAACGCAUCCUAAAGGAGCAGCAGGAGAAAAUACGCAGAGAAAAAGAAGAAAUAGAGAGAAAAGUGCAGCAACAGUGUGAGAUAGAAAGGCAAAAACUGAAUCAGCAGCUUCAGGCUGAGAGAGAGAGGGAGAGACAGAGGAGAGAGGAGGAGAGGAGGGUGGAGAUUGAGAGGAUAAAUGAAGAGAGGAGGAGAGCAUUGGAAAAGCUAGAGGAGCAAAGAAGGAUAGAAAGGGAGGCGAAGGAAAGGGAGAUGGCAGCAAUGAUGCACAGAUUAAAUGAACAGAAAGCAGAGGAACUCAGACAGCAAGCAGCAAGGAUCCAAGCUGAACAGGCUGUAAGGAUGAUCCAAUCUGUGUCGCGUUCUUCCCCCGAUCCCUGCAAUAUAAUGUAAAUGUUGCAUCAUUUCACUUUACUGUCAUUCAGCAUCUUUUUCCAGUUGUUUGUAGUUUUGCUUUUAGUAAUUUGAUGCAGAAUUCACCAGCUGGUUGUUGUAUUCGUUCUCCGUUUACGUUUGCUGCAGUCUCUGUUAAGCUGUUAGAUUUUGUUCCUGAUUCAAGAGCUGAGCUUUCUCAUUAUUUUCAGCGUCUUAGCAGAUUACCGGUUUUAAGUUCCCGAUACAGCUGCUCUGGAGUCGGGUCCACAACAGAAGUCCCAGUGUAACACAACAUGCUCAGGGAAAGACAAAUAAAGAGAAACUCUUGAUUCAA
Molecule: messenger RNA, 1714 nt
Organism: Nothobranchius furzeri (turquoise killifish)
Lineage: Eukaryota; Metazoa; Chordata; Actinopteri; Cyprinodontiformes; Nothobranchiidae
Product: GTPase IMAP family member 9
Molecular function (GO): GTP binding
Source: RefSeq, a predicted model, not a curated record